Neolamprologus brichardi is the source of this 2209-nucleotide messenger RNA. The record is from RefSeq and is a predicted model, not a curated record. NCBI's taxonomy places the organism in Eukaryota, Metazoa, Chordata, Actinopteri, Cichliformes, Cichlidae.
GGCCAUAGCAAAGCGACGGCUGUGGUGGAGCUGUCACGGCGUCUUCGUGAUCCGAGCGCCGCUUUAUGACCGAACAGCUUCACCGAGGCUCCGUCAGCCCAUCCUGAUCCGGGACCGUCCCAAACACCGUCCGGGUAGAAAACUCUGUCCGCAGCGAUGCUUGCGGUGUGGGCUGUGCGGUGUGGGCUGUGCGUGUGGGCUGUGCGGUGUGAGCUGUGCGGUGUGGGCUGUGCGGUGUGGGCUGUGCGGUGUGAGCUGUGCGGUGUGUACGAGCUUGUAUGGACUGAAUCUGAAUGUUACGAGCUUCUGUGGGUGCUAUUACUGCUUCUGACCAGAGGUGUCGCUGUGUGCGCGGUGAAACAGGCGUGAGUUUUGUCUGCUCCACACAGCUGAUCCACAGACUGGCUCAGUGGGAUCAUCAAGUGUUCCCAGUUUGCUCCAGCAGACUUUGGCCAGUUUAAGUAAGACACAGCUCAACAGCGCUGUGAUAUAGGAAUGAUCAGAUAAUGAAUUCAAUAACCUUCGAUGUGUUGCUUUAACUCUAAUGAUAUUCUCUGGACUUGCAGACUGAAAAAGAUGCCAAAGAAAAGCAAAACUCAGAGUGUGAAGAGACGGACGGCUGACCGAGAGCAGCCCGCUGUUAAACGAAGCAGAGAGGAGCAGAGCGACACUUCGCCGCUCUGCUUCCAGAGCCCAGACACACUGUUCGAGAGCCUCAUCCAGCCGAUGGCGACGGAUCGGUUCUUCUCAGAGUACUGGGAGAAGAAGCCUCUUCAUCUGCAGAGGUCUGAUCCUGGCACCGCCGCGUACUACCAGUCUCUGUUUCAGCUGAGUGACCUGCAGAGCCUGUGUUCUCAGGGUCUCGAGUACUACAGGGACAUCAACGUCGUUCGCUGCGUCAACGGCAAGAAGAAGCUUCUGAACAAGGAAGGCCGAGUGAACUGUGGAUGUGGAGGCCGCUCUCAGCAGGUUUCUGUGUGUUGUCAGGAUGAGCUGUGGAGGAUUCAGGAGAAGCUGGAGUGCUUCUUCGGGGCUCUGGUGGGCUCGAACAUCUACAUCACCCCAGAGGAGUCGCAGGGCCUUCCACCUCAUUAUGAUGACGUCGAGGUGUUCAUCCUGCAGCUGGAGGGACAGAAACAUUGGCGUCUUUACAAUCCUGCUGUUCCACUGGCAGCUGAAUACAGCGUGCAGUCAGAGGACAGUAUCGGCAUCCCAACUCAUGAUAUCAUACUGAAGGCUGGAGAUCUGCUGUACUUUCCUCGGGGAACCAUCCAUCAAGCCAGAACCCCAGCAGGAGUGAACUGCUCCAUCCACUUAACUCUCAGCACCUACCAGAGAAUCUCGUGGGGAGACUUGCUGUUGGACGUAUUUCCCAGCUUACUGAGUGACCGCAGCAGGAGGGACGUCAGCCUCAGAGAGGGGAUGCCCAGAAGACUCUUACUGAGCAGCAGUGCAGGCCUGCACGCCGAGCGGCUGGCCGCCAGCCUCAGGUCUCUGGCUGAUGAGAUGGAAACUGGGGCGCAGGAACUGAGCUUCACUCACAUGAAGAGAGACUUCAUCGCGAGCCGGCUGCCUCCUUACUGCCAGCUGUCUUCACCGUCUGGGAGGAGUCCUGCCUUGGAGGACACAGUGAUUCUGACCUUUAAAGACCACAUGGUGAUAACAGUGGAGCCCCGCCCACAGAGCACAGACGACGCCACAGAGCUGGUAGUCUUCACUCACAUGAAGAGAGACUUCAUCGCGAGCCGGCUGCCUCCUUACUGCCAGCUGUCUUCACCGUCUGGGAGGAGUCCUGCCUUGGAGGACACAGUGAUUCUGACCUUUAAAGACCACAUGGUGAUAACAGUGGAGCCCCGCCCACAGAGCACAGACGACGCCACAGAGCUGGUAGUGUUCGUCCUGCAUUCUCUGAAGAACCAGAGAGAAGGUCACAUGAUGGGCGACAGCUGUGACGACCAGGAAGAGUGCAGCAUCUCCACGGGCUUGCAGUUCCCCCUGUCCUACCUCCAGGCCCUGCAGCAGCUCCAGCUGGCAGAGCAGCUGGUUGUUGCCCAGCUUCAGCUGCCCUCACAGGAGGACAAACUCAACCUGGCUCUUGCUCUGUGGAGUGAGAACCUGCUGCGUGUCCUGUAGCUCACCUGCAGUCAGCGACUGAUGUACACCUGAUUGUUAUCAAAACGUCGUCUUUGACCUCUUUGAAUAAAGCUGG